This is a messenger RNA of Amaranthus tricolor (Joseph's coat), 2658 nucleotides long. Its product is annotated as DNA-(apurinic or apyrimidinic site) endonuclease 2. Gene Ontology annotation, molecular function: DNA-(apurinic or apyrimidinic site) endonuclease activity; phosphoric diester hydrolase activity; double-stranded DNA 3'-5' DNA exonuclease activity. Gene Ontology annotation, biological process: base-excision repair. The transcript is spliced from 10 exons. Gene Ontology annotation, cellular component: nucleus. The record is from RefSeq and is a predicted model, not a curated record. Lineage: Eukaryota; Viridiplantae; Streptophyta; Magnoliopsida; Caryophyllales; Amaranthaceae. The coding region runs from base 415 to 2163 and encodes 582 amino acids.
CUAGAAGGUGAAUAUUUUAGGUAUGUACUUCAUCGUUUUAGUGACCUUAGAAACCAAAAGGGUUCUCUAACAUCUAUGAUUCUACGAGUUAAAGGGCGGCGCGAAAGUUCCCCGUUUUCGUUCCGUUUUUGGUUCCGGUUCCGGUUCUGGUUCAGGUUUUAUUGAAGGUUCUAUUGAUCAAACUUCAAUAUCCCAGGUCUUAGAUUGCUGGAUUAUGGUGAUAAAUUGCUACAUAUAAUUGCACUCCAUGUGCUCGAUGAAAUGAUUCAAUGAGAAAACUUAUGAAAGUCUUCAAAAACCGUUUAAGAUCUUAAAUUGGUAAUGUCAUGAUAUCCAUUUCGUGAAUUUGAAUACCCGAUAUGUUGAAGAUUGUCACUUACAAUGUUAAUGGCAUCCGACAACGUAUAGCUCAGUAUGGUUCUCUCCUUAAAUUGCUUGAUUCUUUGGAUGCUGACAUUAUUUGUUUCCAGCUUUGAAUUUCAGGAGAUAAAAGUGACUAGACAGGAGCUUACUGCUGAUUUAAUUGUUGCUGAAGGAUAUGAAUCCUUCUUUUCUUGUACACGUACCUGUGGAAAAGGCCGCACCGGUUAUUCUGGUGUUGCAACUUUUUGCCGUGUAAAAUCAGCAUUCACUAGUACCGAAGUAGCGUUACCUGUGGCAGCUGAAGAAGGCUUCACUGGUCUUUUAGAGAGUCCUAAUGGAAAUGAAUCUAGAAGUGACCAGCUUUUUACGGACAUGGAAUGCCUUACGGAGUUUCGAAAGGAUGAGCUUUUAAAGAUCGAUAGCGAGGGUCGUUGUGUCAUUACAGAUCAUGGUCAUUUUGUUCUUUUUAAUGUAUAUGGGCCUAGAGCAGAUCCCGAUGAUGUGGAGAGGGUCCAAUUCAAAGCCAACUUCUACAAGAUCAUGCAGAGAAAAUGGGCAUUGCUUCAACAAGAAAAGAGGCGGAUAGUUGUAGUAGGCGACCUGAACAUUGCUCCUUCUUCAAUAGAUCGCUGUGAGGCUGGUCCAGACUUUGAGAAGAAUGAGUUCCGUAGAUGGUUUAGGACUCAAUUAGUGAAAAAUGGAGGUUCCUUUUAUGACCUUUUUAGAGAAAAACAUCCAGAAAGGACAGAUGCAUAUACUUGCUGGCCAGUACAUAAUGGUGCUGAAGAAUUUAAUUAUGGGAGCAGGAUUGAUCACAUACUUGCCUGUGGUGUAUGCUUACAUUGUUUGCAUGACAAUGAUGACCAUAGCCUUGUUGCUUGUCAUGUUGAAGAGUGUAAUAUUAUGACACAGUUCAGAAGAUGGAAGCCUGGCAUCUCAGCAAGCUGGAAAGGAGGCAGAGCGGCUAAACUCGAAGGUUCUGAUCAUGUUCCUGUGUUUGUUACUUUAAAAGAUAUUCCUGAUAUCCAACUGCACAGUACACCACCUUUGUCUGCCAGAUAUAUGCCUGAGAUUCGUGGGUCACAACAAACAAUUGUGUCAAUUUUAAAGAAAAGGCAGUUGACGGAAAAGGUUGGUGUUGGUACGUUGACAAGUCCAUCAAGUAUACAAGACACUGAGUAUGUGAACGUAGAAGAGAGUGUAAAAGAAGCACUCCCUUCUUGCAGUGUCUCAAGCGCUCAGUUAAAUAUGUUGUCUUGUUCAACAAUGAAUGCCUGCGAGACUAAAUCCAGUUCUUCUGGGGACAAGCAAAAUGUUCGUAAGAAGAAGAAAAUGAAACAAAUUCAACAAGCUCAACUCUCACUAACAUCUUUUUUCUGCAAAAUUCCAAGUAACUCCGCAAAGGCGGAAAAUCUUACAAAAAGCGACGCAGAUAACCACGAGACUACAUUGAAUUCUUCUGUUUUUCCCAAAGAAACAUUAGAGACGAUAAACCCGGGGAGUGAUUUUGAUGAUGGUGCUUCUCAAGAGCAUAGCACACCGAUCGACUGCUCUAACGGUAGUGAUAAGAAGACUGUUGCUUUAAUGGAAUGGCAAAGGAUUCAACAACUUAUGCAGGAUAGCAUACCUCUCUGUGAAGGACAUCGUGAACCUUGUGUUGCUCGUGUUGUUAAAAAACCGGGUCCAAAUUUUGGCAGAAGAUUUUAUGUUUGUGCUCGCGGAGAGGGCCCAGCAUCAAAUCCUGAAUCGAGAUGUGAUUUCUUUCGAUGGGCUGGAGCUAAACCGAAGCAGAAAAAAUGACAUCUGAACAAUUCAUUGUUGAUAUGAGUAUGUUACUCGGACUCUUCAUUUUGCUUUAUGUACCUGUGUCCGAUCCUUGAUGCUUGGAUAGUGGUAUGGCACUUAGACUCUUCAUUUUAGGCGUAAAAUUGAAUAUUUAGACGUAUCCGAUACUUGACACGUACCAGUAUCCGACAUCGGUACCCCAGUCCAGGUAACAUAGUGAGUUUAGGUCUUUCCUCGUUGAUCUGAGUUGUAAUCAUGUAAAUUCUGUAGUUUCUGUUCUGGCUGGAUUCUAUUAAUCAUCAAAUUCCAGAUGAUCAUCAAUUGUUCAUACAUUUACAUUGUAUUGUGAAAAGGAAUUUGGAAGUAAUAGAAGUAAUAGAAGUAUUAGAGUUUGGAUAGGUAGAAUAAAGUUGGAGUGUGAUAGUGUAACGAUUUCUGUUGUGGUUGGUUUGGUUGUUAUUCAAGGUGAGAAUUGUGAUGAAAAUUUAAUGUGAUUUUGAUUUAGGAAAA